CCCGUGUGUAGUUCAGGAAAGGGACGGCGCGUUUGUGACUUGCAGCUCCGGCGACAGCGCAACUUUUAUGUCGUACGCUGACCAUCAUUGAUGGACUUGUGGAAAGGAAAUGACCUAGCGGCCUUACAGAUACAUGCAUGCUUUUUGUCGCGCUACUCUGCAGCACCAGAAGGCGGCUAACAAGAUCUGGAACCACACUUGUUUCCGCAGUGAGUAAUACCUACCUCAGCCAGCAGACAGAAGAAACUUGGGAGUUGGUGUGGAUUUCAAACUGUCAGACGGCAUCAGUUGGCCACUUGUUCACUGCCGGAGUCCUGCUUUGUGGAGAGGAUUCACAACAGACUGGGUUUGUCUGCCGUUCAUCAUGUUUCACAGCUCCACUACCAGCCAGUACACUUGAAGAGCCGAGGCAACAUCUGUUUAUUCCAACAUCAUCAUCAUCAUCUUUUUUUUUUUUUUCUUUUUUUUUAUAACUUUCCACCUGUGGUGUUGAUUUGUGUCUCAUUUUCCUUGGCAUCAUCUUGCUUUUUGCGUUCAGCUUUUAAGAUUUUCUACUUUUAGAAGUUCUAUCUGGCAUAGGUUUAUAUAUGUACUACAUGUAUAUAUAUUGUAUAUAGUCCAUGUACGGUAUGAAGAAGGAUUUUAUUUUUUUCUCCCCCCAUUCUGAAGUCAGCUCUGCACUUUAAAAUUGUCUGGGAUGUUUUGGAACUUUGAGUAAAUUAAGGAGUGUUUUCCCACUUUCCCUCUCCUAUCAUGGUCACUUUGUGUAAAGCUGGAAAUAGAGAAUCUGGAGUUGCGCUGUUUUUGGAGUUUGGCUUUUCAUGUCCGCAGCAGGGCUGCAUGUAAACAAUCCACUCAGGCUUUUUCAUUUUUCUUUGGCCUCACCCAUUUUCUGUGCAGUCUGUUUUUUUUUUUGUUGUUGUUGUUUUUUGUUUUUUUUGCACGGCUUGCUGAGAUGAGCAUCUGGCAGGUGCAAGUAGAAUCCCCAAACUGUUUUCUCACACUGCAGUUCAAGAGCUGUUGAGUUUCGUGUUCUGCAUAGAGGACAGGGACACUUUGUGAAAACAAACAAAACUGUAAACGGGAGCUUCCGGUGCAGUAGCACCACCUAUGUAUUGUUGUAGUGUGCAGGAAAGUAAAAUGGACUACAAGCGCCGCUUUUUGCUCGGCGGGUCCAAGCAGAAAGUGCAACAGCACCAGCAGUACCAGAUGCCUGAGCUGAGCCGCACCCUGAGCGCCUCGCUAGCCUCGUCUUGCUCAGCCUCUUCACCCAUUGGCACCGGAGUGGGCAUGCCUGGCAGCUGCCACCCACCUCCUUCUGGCACCACUACCGCCGUCGCUGACAUCCAGCAAGGCAUCUCCAAAUACUUAGAUGCCCUCAAUGUGUUCUGCCGUGCCAGCGCCUUUCUCACAGACUUGUUCAGCAGUGUGUUCAGGAACUCUCACUAUUCCAAAGCAGCUAUGCAACUGAAAGACGUGCAGGAACACGUCAUGGAGGCGGCCAGCAGGCUGACUGCAGCAAUAAAGCCAGAGAUCGCCAAAAUGCUGAUGGAGCUGAGUGCUGGUGCUGCCAACUUCAAAGAUCAGAAUGACUUCACCCUGCAGGAUGUUGAGGUGCUGGGUCGGUGCUUCCUCACGGUGAUGCAGGUCCAUUUUCAGUUUCUGUCACAGGCCUUGCAGAAGGUCCAGCCUGUGGCACAGUCCUGCCUGGCAGAGGCUCUGGCACAAGCUCAAGAGCGGUGCAGCAAUAGCCGCUCUCAAAACACAGAGCUGGGGCCCCUCACAGAACUUGAAGAGGCCUCGCGCUCAUGGAAAGGUGCAGCCGAGGUUACAGUGCGGCUAAGAGAACGAGGCCGGGAUGGCUGCCUGGCGGGCAUCCAGGUUCAGCAGCUCUUCUGCUCUAAUAACACCACUAUCCCUGAGCAUCAGCUUAAGGAGCUCAAUAUGAAGAUCGACAAUGCUUUACAGGCCUAUAAAGCGGCACUAGAGAGCUUGGGCCACAGUGAGUAUGCCCUGAAGGCCGGCUUUCAUCUUAACCCCAAAGCUGUGGAGACAGCCUUACAGGGCUGCUGUAGUGAGGCGGAGGCCCAGCAGGCGGGCAGGAUGCAAACCACCUCCCAGCCCAUACAGUGUGAGCUGCCCACCAUUCCCGUGCAGAUCGGUUCACAUUUUCUCAAAGGAGUGUCGUUCAAUGAGUCGGCAGCUGACAACCUCAAACUGAAAACUCACACGAUGCUGCAGCUUAUUAAGGAGGCACUGGGCCAGAAUGGAAUGAGCCCCAGGGAGGAUUCUCCUGUCACCCAAGUUCUUAACCAAGUCUGCCCAUCCAGCUGGAGAGGAGCCUGUAAGACUGCAGUCCAGCUGCUCUUUGCCCAAGCUGGUCUGGUAGUGGUUGAUACGGCUCAGAUUGAGAACAAGGAAGCUUAUGCUCCCCAGAUCACUUUGGAGGGAUCCAAGUUGGUGGUUCAGGUUCCCUCUACAUGGUGUCUUAAAGAGGACCCGGCCACGAUGUCCUUGCUCCAGCGUAGCCUCGAUCCAGAGAAGACACUCGGUCUGGUGGAUGUGCUCUACACAUCAGUGUUUGACAUCAACAGGUGGAUGGAGAGAAAAGAGCAGGCCUUGCCGACUAUUCAGAUACAGCUGCAGCGGGAGACCCAAGACUACGGGAGCCAAGUGGACCUGCCUCCAGGAACUAGCGCCAAAACCUCCAGCGGCUUGCCUAAAACAAUUUCCAAACUGACUUCCAAGUUCACCAAGAAGGUCUCAUCCAGUUCGAACAGCGGAGGCAGCUACUCCAUCCCUAGUACGCCAUCUCGCAGCAUGUCAACAACGAGUAACACAGAGGAAAAGACCAAGAACCUAGGCCAUAGUGACGGGAGACUCCAGAGCCUCCUGCAAUUUGGUGGCCUGUCCUGCACGUCUGAUUCUCCACAGCAAAAUCAGAUGGCUAAUGGUUCUGUAUUCGAGGACCAGGGGAUGAAUCUACCAACUGACCAAGAGAUGCAGGAUGUCAUUGACUUUCUCUCAGGAUUUAACAUGGGAAAAUCCCAGCAGGCCUCGCCUCUGGUUAAGAGGAGGAACUCUGUAGCAUCUGCAAACCCUGCAGAGCUGAAGCCCCCAUGUGGACCUUCAUCAGCUUCCCAGAGUAUAUCUCACACUGCCCUACAGCCACCAAAUCAGACCCUUACACAUUCUCAACCGCAGCCAUCACCGUCAGUUCAGAAGCAGCAGUCUCAACAACAACAACAGCCACCGCCUCCAUCUCAGCAACCCUCACCACAGACCCUGCAGUACUACCAGCACCUCCUGCAGCCCAUCAGUCAGCAGCAGCCACCUCCUCAGCUCCCUCCUCAGCAGACACCGCCACAGGCCCUGCCCCAGCAGCGAGUGGCAAGCAAGUGGCUGAGCACCUCUGGACAGCAGCCUCCCCCACAAGGCCCUUCAACAGGGUUGUCCCCUCUGGGCCCCAUCGGGCAGUGGGCAUCUCCUGGUCUGCCAGAUCUGAGCUCGGACCUGUACAGUCUGGGCCUGGUCAGUACCUACAUGGACAGUGUCAUGUCAGAGAUGCUGGGUCAGAAGCCCCAAGGACCUCGCAAUAACACGUGGCCUAACAGGGACCAGAGCGAGGGUGUCUUUGGAGUUCUGGGAGACAGUCUUCCCUUUGACCCAGCAGUUGGGUCUGACCCAGAGUUUGCACGUUACGUGGCCGGUGUCAGUCAGGCCAUGCAGCAGAAACGGCAGGUGCAGCACAUCCGUCGCCCCAGUAACACUCGCAGCAACUGGCCAAUGCCGGACGAGGGCCACAGGACCUGGUCCCACCCAGAAUACUACAGUGAGGGGGAGGGAGUGAACAGCAGCUGGUCGACCAAUCAGGGAGACUCUGCCAGCUCCAGUGAUGAGACGUCUUCAGCCAACGGAGACAGUCUGUUCUCCAUGUUUUCUGGACCCGACCUGGUAGCAGCAGUGAAACAGCGGAGAAAACACAGCUGUGGUGAGCCGGAGGUGUGCACGCUGCCCUCGCCACCACUCCACCACAUCGGCGAUGAUAACCAGGACAGCAAAACUAAAACCUGGCCUCCUAAAGCACCGUGGCAGCACUGCACCCACACCAACACCAUGCCCAAUCCCAGCUCUUCCUUGUACCAGAUGAACAUCCCUCCUUCCUCCCAGUGGAGCGACUCCAUGCAGAUGCUGCAGUCUCCGGUGUGGUCCACUGCCAGUGACUGCUCACCCUCCACUGGCAUCUCCUCUGGUUUUUCCUUCACCCAGCAGCAGCAGCAGCAGCUCAAACCCGCCAGCAAGGGCUUCAAAUCGUUCCCCAGCAAACACGAGCACAGGCCCUCCUACCUUCACCAGUACUGAACUGUGACAGAGGCCCUGCCUCCAGUCAUUAGGCCACGCCCGCUGAAUUGGAAUAUCUCUGGCUCCGGUUGCACUCCGGCUCAGAGGCAUAAUUGCGUACAAACACUGGCUCGCCAUUUUUGUAUGUAUAUUUUUCCAUGUCAGACACGCCCAAUUUGGAAAAAGAUGUAUUUUGAAGUUUUUCGAACUGCCAUCUUUUAACUACAAAAAGAUGCAUGUGUCAUCCUUGCCGCUGUUUCUUUGUUGAACCGAUGUACCGCCUGCACGGGACGUGCACAACCACCAUCCGCCUGCUUCUGCAGCUCAGUGUGUGUGCACGUGUUUGUAUGUGUGUAAGCGAGUAAGCGAGGGCAGGGCUUGGAAGGCUCUCACUUUGCCCGUAAUAAAAUAUACUGUCUACAUAGCUGUAACUGCCAAAUCUCAUGCAAGAUGACAGAGUACAGCUCCCAUCUGCUGUUUUCAUACCUUGUAAACGAGCAAAGUUGAAAUAUAAAUAUUCUUUUUAUUAAGAGGCUUUGAGCAGGCUCAGCAUAAAUAUAGUAAGUUACUGCAGAGGUGUCAUUUGAGAGAAAUAACACUACUUUAAAAAAAAAAAAAAAAAAGAGCAGAGUUGAAAUUAUAGCCAGUAACUAUGUGCCAUGUUGGUAUUGAUAGCACUUGCAGAACAUUAUUUCCAACCAAAGCGUUGUUCGGAACGAUGACUGGUGCUGUGGGGAAGUUGUGUGACGCGAACGCAGUAAAAGUUCUUCCCGGGUUAGACGGUUGGAUGAUGGGCAGUUUGUUUUUAAGAUCGACACUAACAAACUAUUGUUCUGUAAUAAAACUAUUUUUCUUGUACAAUUAUGACAGUAUUAACCUUAUUUUUGUACUUUCGUACAUGAUACCGUUGACUGUUAGUGGUUUUAUUGGCUGUGGCAAAAAAAAAAAAAUAUAAUUUCACCUCCCAAUAUGUGAAAAGCACAUUUUCUUUUCUUCCCUACAUCAUCUGUCUGUAAAAGGUUACCAAAAAUGCCAUGCUAAACACUAAAACAUUGUGUGAGGAGGCUGUUUUAGUCCAUUUCUAUGGCAACGGGCUGCAUUUAAAAGUCCGGGAAUGUUUUUUUUUUUAUUAUUAUUUUUGUGGAUGCCAAUGUUGCCUGUAUUUAAGAAAUGACAUUUUCAGAAAACUAACAUACUUAACAUGUUUACAGAGAAUUGUUUGCUGUAUAUACAUAUAAAUAUAUAUCUUUUUAUAGUUAAUGUGCUUUGCACAAUCAAAAUAUAGGGUUUGUUGCUUUUCAUCUGUGUUCUCUCCCUAACUGGUGCAGCUUUUUUUUUUUUUAAAGAGGUGACCUUUGACUGUAACCGGUAGCUUCUCGGCUGUGUCAAAUGGUUUAUUAGUGGAUUCUAUAGAAGAAAAA
Messenger RNA from Thalassophryne amazonica, 5762 nucleotides. RefSeq lists its product as uncharacterized. The record is from RefSeq and is a predicted model, not a curated record. Gene Ontology annotation, molecular function: CCR4-NOT complex binding. The coding region runs from base 1111 to 4362 and encodes 1083 amino acids. NCBI's taxonomy places the organism in Eukaryota, Metazoa, Chordata, Actinopteri, Batrachoidiformes, Batrachoididae. Gene Ontology annotation, biological process: Rac protein signal transduction. The transcript is spliced from 14 exons.